Molecule: messenger RNA, 1861 nt
Organism: Poecile atricapillus (Black-capped chickadee)
Lineage: Eukaryota; Metazoa; Chordata; Aves; Passeriformes; Paridae
Product: stimulated by retinoic acid gene 8 protein homolog
Exons: 8
Coding region: 331-1131 (266 amino acids)
Biological process (GO): meiotic cell cycle; cellular response to retinoic acid
Source: RefSeq, a predicted model, not a curated record
CUCCCGGCGCGGCCCCUCACGGGAUUUCCCCCGGCCGGCCUGUCCCUCCCGACCUCAGAAGGAGCAGCAGGGGCGGGCACUCUUGCUUCUAGGCUGUGCUUGCGGUCGGUAGCGAGGCAGGGGGCAUUAAUCCAGGGGAAGGCCGGGAAGGGCUUUCCAGGCGGGCGCCUCAGGCUUUGUCAGGCCGGCGGGGCAGCUCCAGCAGGCCCGUCUGGGCCUGGAUCUGGCUCUCUCGUGCAAGAGUAUGCCUGGAAGUUUGAUAUCUUAAAAAACCUUAAUACAAAAGGUUGGUUGUAACCCCAGUUCUUCGUGCCUGGCGAAAUAUCCAGCAUGAAAGCUCUGCAAGCGAGCUGCAGUCUGGAGGAGGGGAGCCCAUCCAGCUUGGAGGAAGUCAGGGAGGAAUAUGUCAGGAGGCAAUUCGGCAGUCCCAGCACUACAUCAGCCUCAGAAGAUAUGAGUGAAAGUGACUCUGCCAUCUGGUAUUUGCUUCAAGAAUGUGAAAAACAAACACUGGAAGAAUAUGGGAAGCCAGAACUGACCCAGUUUUCAGACACUGGAUCCCCAGAUCUAGUGGAAUUUGAACGAUACCUGUAUUUUUAUAAGCACACAGUGGACCUGCUGAUAGAGCAUGGAGUUGUUUGCACUGGAGAGGUGCCUCUUCCUGAGGUCUCCACAGCUAUUUCCCAUCUCUGGCAAGAGCUUUCUGAAGAGAGCAGGGACAGCAUCUUGCAGUACUGUAGCCAGAGAGAUUUCCUCAUGGAUCCCAAGGCUGCUUGCCCAGAGCCUGCUUGCACUGAAGGUAGUGUGAGGGACAGCGGAGGUAACAGUGAGGAAGCCAGUGGUUCCUCAGUCUCCACACCAGAGGAAGUGAUGUUUGAAGAUGCAUUUGACGUUGCUGCUGGUUUCCUUGACAGAAGCAAGGCUCAGGGAAUGUCCAGCCAGAGUUCAGCAUUUGCAAGCUGCACUUCUGAAAAUCCAGAGGAUCACCAGAGACUCUAUCUGCAGGUCACUGACUUCCUAAAACACCUCUUCUUCACUAAUGCACAGUUUUCCCAGGAAGAAGAUCUUCCCUAUGAUCAUGAGACAGUGAUGCUACGGUGCACUGAGACCUUCGAUGAUGAAGAUUUCUAAACAGUAUCUCCACUAAUGUUUUGCCAAGCACUGCCAGGUACACCAGGCAUGUGAGGAGGCUUCACCUCUUUCAGUGAGCUGCCUCUCUAAGCAGUGUGGAGACACUGUGUUGAAGUGGUUUGUUACCAUUGAUUUCUCCUUCCCUCUUUAGUACUUCUUGAUAUAUCAGUUGAGUAAUUUAUACUUUUUAAAGUUUUUAAAGGUCUUAGCUAUUUAUUAAUAAAUGUUUUUACCCAUUGCUAUUUAAUGUUUAGCCUUGCUUCACAAAGAAACUGAGGCAUGUACAGUUAAGUGACCUUGCCUAGCAUAAGGUGUGGGAAGAGCAGCAGGGAGGCCAGAUCAGUGGCAGUCUGCACACUCCCACAGGAUGCAGUCUCAAACUGCAACCUGCAAAAGCCUCCUCCUGACAGUGAUUACUUUUCUAGUGCAAUUUUUCAUCUUGGGCUGACAAGGAAAGAGGGAUUUCCUCACAGAGAGUGGGAUGAGGCUCUUCUAUCUCCUUUUGAGGACAGCAGCAGUGAGCACCCACUCCCCAGUCACCCAGAAAAGUGCAGGCACAGUAGUACACUUUGGAUUAUUUACCUUUGUGAAGUGUGUAAAGCCAAAUGAUCUGGCCCUCUGCUCUUCUUCCACAUCUAAUUCUUGGAUUAGCAGUGCUGCUCAGAUAGUGUCUUGGAAUUAAAAAUGCUGUGAAAUUGAAUAAAGUCCUUCACAUCUCUGAGUUAUCAUU